CUUCUAAGCAGCAUCGGUUAGUCUUGUCUCAAAAUUCGUUUAGCUAAAUUGUUCAUUAAAACUGGCAAAACUCAUAACCCCCUUCUUAUUAUUACCUUUCUGACGUUGUACUAAAUACUCAAUACAGUACACCACAUAUAAUUUCGAAAUGCUUUUGGCCCGUUUAAACCAUGUGCUGUCAGGACGACCGAUGCGGCUUUUGGGCCAGUCUGGAGGUCCUCGCCUGUGGAGCUCCGCCCAUCCGCAGAUGAAGAGUAGUUCCUUAAGAACACCUUUCUUGGCUCAAGGAAAGUCAGUGAUUCCUAAAAGGAAUAUGCAAGAGCUUGGGAUGAGAAAGUACUCCAGGGAGUCGAGAGAUCGCGAUCGUUCCCAACUGGAGAGUCGAACCAGAGGUCCCUCCCUCAAGGAGCGCAUGAUGGGACCUCCCAGUGAAAAUGCCUACUCCAUGGGCAAAGGAGCGGCUGCUGGAGCGGCUCUGAUGGGUCUCGUGGGUCUGUGUUACUAUGGCCUGGGCCUUUCCAAUCAACCGAGUAUCUACGACCACUCGAUGGUGUGGCCCCAGUACGUGAGGGAUCGUAUUCAUGCCACCUAUGCCUAUUUCGGAGCAUCCUGUGGUGUAACAGCUGCUUCAGCCGUUGCCUUUUUCCAAUCGGAUGCCAUGAUGGCACUGAUGACGCGUUCUGGAUGGGUUGCCUCACUGGUUACCCUGGGACUGGUAAUGCUCAGUGGAUCCGUUGCACAAGGCAUUGAAUAUCAGCCAGGUUUCGGGGCCAAGCAGCUGGCCUGGCUCGUCCACUGCGCCGUUCUGGGAGCUGUCCUGGCGCCCAUGUGCCUCCUGGGCGGACCCAUUCUGACCAAGGCGCUGCUGUACACCAGCGGAAUCGUGGGUGCCCUGUCCACGGUGGCUGCUUGUGCGCCGAGCGAAAAGUUCUUGCAUAUGGGCGGACCGCUGGCCAUUGGACUGGGCGUGGUCUUCGCCUCUUCGCUGGCCUCCAUGUGGUUGCCGCCCACUACUGCAGUGGGGGCGGGACUGGCCAGCAUGUCCUUGUACGGCGGACUGAUCCUGUUCAGCGGAUUUCUUCUGUACGAUACCCAACGGAUCGUUAAGUCGGCGGAGUUGUAUCCCCAGUACAGUAAAUACCCUUACGAUCCAAUUAAUCAUGCCCUGGCCAUUUACAUGGAUGCGCUCAACAUCUUUAUCCGCAUCGCAAUUAUAUUGGCUGGAGACCAAAAGCGGAAAAACUAAUCUAAAUUUAAUCUAUCUAAACUGGCUGGACUUUUACCACAAAUUGUAUAAUUGAAUUAGAAUUAUUCUUUUCACAUUUUGAAAUGUAUCUUUUCGAAAUUGUUCGCAGCUAAAGCACAAAUCUAAAAAACAACAUUAAAUUUAAAAUGGUUUUU
This is a messenger RNA of Drosophila mauritiana, 1401 nucleotides long. RefSeq names its product growth hormone-inducible transmembrane protein (gene Mics1). Lineage: Eukaryota; Metazoa; Arthropoda; Insecta; Diptera; Drosophilidae. The record is from RefSeq and is a predicted model, not a curated record. Bases 149 to 1246 code for a protein of 365 amino acids. The transcript has a single exon. Gene Ontology annotation, cellular component: mitochondrial inner membrane.